Suillus clintonianus is the source of this 627-nucleotide messenger RNA. RefSeq lists its product as uncharacterized. NCBI's taxonomy places the organism in Eukaryota, Fungi, Basidiomycota, Agaricomycetes, Boletales, Suillaceae. The transcript is spliced from 2 exons. The record is from RefSeq and is a predicted model, not a curated record. The coding region runs from base 178 to 564 and encodes 128 amino acids.
UUUCAUUCUCUUCCCCUCAAGUGAAGCUUUCUCCGUAUCACCAAUUCCAUCAAUUUCCCCAACGAUCCUAUCAGACUAUAAAGUUUCCUAAACACGCGAUCGAAGACAGAUUUCAAAUUUCGAUUCUCAAUUCACCUCGAGCGCACGUUGGACGAUCCGCACAACCGGUGCCUGAACAUGAAACGUGGAUGGAUGCCCGUGCGGCUGCUACUCCUGCGCAUACCUGCACUCAUACUUACGCGUGUGCACGUCAUAUAUGCUCUUACCUCCUCACUAGACAAUCUGCUAAACUGUCGAGGGCUCGUUCCGAGGCAGUCCCGUCACAUUGAUGCCCAUUUUGGUGAAGGAGUCUUGAUUAAUUCUUUCCUCUGUGGCGGCUGCCUCAUGUUCAAUGCCUUCCCCCAUCAUCACGUGACAGAACUGGCGGGCGAUCUCGAUUUUGCGACGCAGCGACUUUUUUCCUUAUCGCGUCUACAUCCUGAGGGGCAGAAAGAUGCUACCGCUCAGCCUCCGCUUAUCAACCGCCGAUACCUCGGCUCGGCGUUUUCCCCAGAAAUUGGCUGAAAACCCAGAUACGCCGGGAAGAAAGAUUUUUCCUCAGACCCCAGCUUUUCAAGGCAGCCACGG